This is a messenger RNA of Pediculus humanus corporis (human body louse), 366 nucleotides long. Its product is annotated as 12.5 kDa retinal tissue protein, putative. Gene Ontology annotation, biological process: regulation of DNA-templated transcription. The record is from RefSeq and is a predicted model, not a curated record. The transcript is spliced from 4 exons. Gene Ontology annotation, cellular component: DRM complex. NCBI's taxonomy places the organism in Eukaryota, Metazoa, Arthropoda, Insecta, Psocodea, Pediculidae. Bases 1 to 366 code for a protein of 121 amino acids.
AUGGAACCUCCCAUCUUCAUCAAAGCAAAUUCAGUGGGAUCUUCAAUUAUAGAAGAAAGUCUACUAAGUAUGGAGGAACUUGAUCGUACCUCCCCUGAACUGUGGCCCGAACAGAUUCCAGGGGUGUCUGAAUACAUAGCGAAUACUACAUCAUUUGGAAAAGGACAAACAUGGAUGAAAGGAUUAGAUAAUGAUGAUAAAGCAUUUUUAUUAUAUUUAAGCAAAUUGACUCCUUCCGGCUUAGUUUCCGAAGUUAAAAAAUUAUAUGAUACAGCUUAUCAAUUAGGAUGCGAAGAAUCGAAAGAAAUGACUCGAGGAAAAUAUUUAAAAGUAUUGUUAAAAAAAUCAAAUUCUGGAUCUACUUAA